Messenger RNA from Nelumbo nucifera (sacred lotus), 2104 nucleotides. It is a transcript of the gene FKBP53, whose product is annotated as FK506 BINDING PROTEIN 53. Gene Ontology annotation, molecular function: peptidyl-prolyl cis-trans isomerase activity. Lineage: Eukaryota; Viridiplantae; Streptophyta; Magnoliopsida; Proteales; Nelumbonaceae. The record is from RefSeq and is a predicted model, not a curated record.
GUUUUCACAUUCUCAUUGUCUUUCCGUCUUUCACUUUCUUCGCGGCAUUACAAUUACAAUUUUCAUAAAAACUUUAAAAAGCAAGCCAGCUGUGGAGGGGCUGUUAUGUUAGGGUUUUAAGCGAAGCAGAGCUUCCUCUCUAGGGUUUAAGGGACGCUUCCAUUGAAUUGAAACCCAAUCAAAGAAAGCCGAAAGAAUAUUCUCUGUUCGGAUAUGGCCUUCUGGGGUGUCGAAAUAAAGCCGGGAAAGCCUUAUACACAUCAAUAUGAUGAUAUGCGAGGAAGACUUCACAUUUCUCAGGCAACGUUGGGUACCGGGUCAUCUACAGACAAAAGCUUACUUCAAUGCAAUGUAGGGGACAAGAGUCCCGUACUUCUGUGCUCUCUGUUGCCCGACAAGACUGAAUCGUGCCCAUUAAGUCUCGAAUUCGAGGAGGAUGACGAUGUCGUUUUCUCGGUUGUUGGCCCUCGAAGCAUUCAUCUCACCGGUUUCUAUCUGGGGGUCGUCCAGGAUUUUGGCGGAGAUGAUGAUGAAACAGAUUCUUAUGGAGAAGAUAUUGGUGAGACUGAGACAGAGGAAUCCACUGAUUACGAUACUGAAGAUGAGGAUGAAUAUGAUGAGGAUUUCAUUGAUGACGGUGAUGUGGAAGUCUUUCCACCUUCGCCUGUUCCCAAUAGUGGAGUUGUUAUUGAGGAGAUAUUGGAUGAUGAGAAGCCUACAGUUGCAAAUGGAAGCCAGAAACAUCCUAAGAAGAAAUCCCAGUUGAGGGACUCUGACAAUGAUGACAGCUCUCAGCGGCAAAUUGUUGUCAAAGGUAGUACCAGUGCCCAAUUUUUAGAAAGUGAAGAUGAAGAUGGCUUCCCUAUUUCCCCCCGAUCCAAAAUCAAAUCCAGUGUUAACAAUCUAGAAGCAGAAAAGGAGAAGACAGACAAGAAAUCGGACAAGGAAAGCAAGAAGAAGAAGACACAAGAUGAUGGCAACCAAGUUACAGGUUUAAAAAGGAAGAGUAGUACUGCAGUUGAGGAUGAUGAGCCAGUAAGGGGAGCUGGUCAGCCAUGUGAUGCUUCUGUACCCUCUUCUGUAGUUGGCUUGGAAAAGGGAGUGGGGACCAAGAAGAAAAAGAAAGAGCAGGCUAAGGAAGGGAGAGCCCUUGAAGCUGCAAAUGAUGAUAAGAAUGAUGAGCCCAAGGGAGAUAAAAUGCAAUCUGAGCAGAAACAUCAAGACAAGAGUCUUGACAUGGAUGAGGAAAAUACUGCUGCUGCUGUUGCUGCUGAAACACCCUCUGAAGAAAAGAAAGGGAGGAAGAAAAAGAAGAAUAAGAAGAAUAAGAAGAGUAAGACUCAAGAGACUGCUGUGGAUGUGGUUAAAGAGGAACCUUCUUUGGCAGUGGAUGAAAAGAAGGCAUCCAUUAUGGGGUCUGAGGGCAAGAAAGUGGAAGCAAAGGCAUCGCAUGUGAGGACCUUCUCUAAUGGAUUGGUUAUUGAGGAGCUAGCAAUGGGCAAACCAGAUGGCAAAAGAGCUUCUCCUGGAAACAAGGUUGCUGUCCACUACAUUGGCAAGUUAAAGAAGAAUGGAAAAAUAUUCGACUCUAAUAUUGGUAGAGCACCUUUCAGAUUUCGACUAGGUGUGGGCCAAGUUAUAAAAGGAUGGGAUGUUGGCCUUAAUGGCAUGCGCAUUGGUGACAAAAGAAGGCUAACAAUCCCACCAUCGAUGGGGUAUGGUUCACAAGGCGCUGGUGGGCAAAUACCACCUAACUCGUGGCUGGUUUUUGAUGUUGAGUUGGUUGAUGUCCGAGGUUGAGUUGAUGUCUUCGCAGAGAGAAACAAUGCCAAUUUUUUGUUUUCCGCCCACAUGUUUUACUCUGUUGACCCGCCUUGUAAGCAGUUUUGAUCCUUCUGGGCAAGACCAAAAUAUCUUCUUAAUAGAUGGAAAAGCAAAUUCUCAGUAGAAGGCUCCGUUUUCUUCUGAAGUCAGGUGUCCUUUUGUUUUCUAAUACCGAUUACCGAGCACUUGCUUAGUAUUCUUGUCUGCGCUGCAACAAAUUAAAAAUACAUUCUUUUUAGUACAUUUACCUAAGCAUUUGAUGCUUGAGGCCAUUUGGAUA